AUGCCGGAGACCAGGAAGACUGAAGAAGAUCUAGCUCUUGUCAGCACCCCAAAAUUUUCUGUUGCAAGCCAAAACUUGGCUCUUGAUACUACUAUGUUAAAUUCAUUGAAGGAACAGUACGUGAACUUGAUGAAUAUGAAAGCUAAACUUGAGGGAAAGCUUGCGGAAAUUGCACAAUCUUUAUGUGGACUGGAGGAAGAGAUGGGGAAGCUAAAAUCUAUAGUGGAAGUUCCACAACUAAUAAUGGGAUCAACAACACCGCCAUUAGGCGCUGAUAGAGAGGCAAAAGAAACGGAGAAAAGUAACAAAACUGCAGCGGUAAUAUCAGAUAAAGAAGAAAAAGAUAGUAGUGCAGAAGGAAAGAAUCCAGCACUUCCAAGAAAAAGAAGAAACGCAUUGGCGAUAACAGAGGACAAGGCGGCAAAAAUUGAAAGCAUGAAGAGUGGGUUCAGGAUAUGCAAGCCACAAGGGACCUUCCUCUGGCCAAACAUGGGCUUGUUCCGUCAGGAUGUUGUCCCGAUUGAUAACCUAUUUGCGAUCCCCACUCCUCCCUGUGUCUGCUCUUCCACUACCACAGCGCCCCGCCUCGUCCCCAGCCCUCAAGAACACAGGCCCCAGCCAAUUUCCACAGUCAAACCACUGGCGGAGAAGCGAAGUACUGUUGCUGUCAAUUUCACAGCCACUUCUGUUAGCAGACACCUUCCUCCUCUGCCUCUGGAGGCCACCAUCGCCCAAUAUGCAAACAAUAGCAUCACCUCCAACACAUCUACUACCACCACCAGAACUCCUCUCAUCAACCUCAAUGAGGUUCCUGGAAACCCCCACGACCAUGGAUUUUGUAGCCUUCAAAGUCAAAGUCACACCUCACCCUGUUCACUCAACUACCAGAGAAGAAAUCAUAUGACAACCUCUACUUCCAUGCCACGAAUGAUAACCGCAAGGAAAGAGAAUGAAAUGAGCCAAUGGGACAGGGGCAAUCGCCAGCAUCUAAGGGUACACUCGUCACUCUCUUCUCAUCGCGUGAAGGUGGGAGCAGGAACGUGGUUGGCUCUGUGCACCCCUAACUCUUCCAUGGGCAAUAAUCCUAGGAGAGUCUAG
Durio zibethinus is the source of this 1098-nucleotide messenger RNA. The record is from RefSeq and is a predicted model, not a curated record. NCBI's taxonomy places the organism in Eukaryota, Viridiplantae, Streptophyta, Magnoliopsida, Malvales, Malvaceae.